AUGAGAUAAUCAAGAUUUCAAGAUAAACCUGAAAAAAAGAAAUAAAUUUAAAGUUUCAAAAGACUAAAUUUAAGCAAGCAAUAGACAUUAGAAAUUAAAUAAAUUGAAUUCCAAAACGGGAUAUAUUAAGGGCUUUCGAAUCAGAAUAAUGAAAGACAAGGAAUAGGAAUUUAUAUAUGGGAUGGAGGAGAAAUAUAUUUUGGAGAAUGGAAACAUGAUAAAAUAGAUGGUUAAGGAAUUUUAUUCUUUCCUUAAGGAGGAUUUAUUCAUGGUUUUUUUUUCAAAAAUAAACUUAAUGGGCCUGUUUUUUUAAAAUAUGCAAAUGGUGAUAUAUAUGAAGGAAUUUGGCACCACGGAAAAAUAGAAGGACAAUGUUAUAAAUACUUUACAGAUGAAAAUUAAAUAUUUUAAUAUUUAAAUUCUCCAAACGAAAUAUUAUAAAAAUAUACAAUAAAUAUUUAAUAACUUAAAUUUAAUGAUGGAGGAUAAUAUAUCGGAUUUAUUAAAAACGGAGUUCCGAAUGGUAUAGGAAUUAUGAAAUAUGCAGAUGGCAAAUAUGAUUGUGGUUUUUAUAAAAAUGGAAGUUUAAAUGGAUUAGGCAGAAUAAACCUACAUAAUGGAAAUAUUUAUGAUGGAUAUGUUAAAGAUGGGUUUUUUCAGGGUUUAGGCUUGUUUUUUUAGAAAGAAACUGGUUCAUGGAUUUAUGGAAAUUUCGAAAAAAACUAAUGUAGUAACAUAAUUAAGAAAGGAUAAGGAGAAUUUCCUUUAUAAAUAAUAGGUAAUUUUAUUUUUUUAUUAUAACAAUUUAAAUUAUAAAAGAAAAACUAAGAUACGAACAUCAUAAGAAAAACAAAAUCUUUUUUGAUUAAGAAACUUCUUUAAAACUUUAUUAAGUCCCAGUUUAUUCACAAAUAAAUUUUAUGA
Messenger RNA from Ichthyophthirius multifiliis, 924 nucleotides. RefSeq names its product morm repeat family protein. The record is from RefSeq and is a predicted model, not a curated record. Lineage: Eukaryota; Ciliophora; Oligohymenophorea; Hymenostomatida. The transcript has 2 exons.